Messenger RNA from Orbicella faveolata, 1836 nucleotides. RefSeq lists its product as uncharacterized. Lineage: Eukaryota; Metazoa; Cnidaria; Anthozoa; Scleractinia; Merulinidae. The record is from RefSeq and is a predicted model, not a curated record.
CAAUUUAACCAUCCUCGGCAAUGAGAAAUAACCCUUGUUAUUUCACCCACUCUAUUCUGCAAGAUGUGGAAGAAUAUAAAGAGAAACAGGAAGACAUUAAAGAAGCGAAGUAAACGAACCAAGACUAAAAUUUGCUUGUUCUACUUUUCCGGGUAAAGGAGGUCCGAGUUAAAAUGAAUUCCCGGAACCGGUUAUCUUGUUUGCGCCUUUUUCUCGAUCAGUUGGAUUUCAACAAUUUAUUUUGAGCUCUGGUAAAUACUUCUGAUUGUCGAAACUAGGCACUGCCAAAAAGUCACCAUGAGUAAUUUGCUAUUUUCAGGUAAAAAUGGUAAUAGAAAUGCUUUUUAUAGUUCGAUAUUUUAAACAAAAUCCUCAGUCAUUAAAAUGUAAAUAAAGGUCACGCGAUGAGGGCCAUGGCCGGGACGUUUCAAUAAUGAAAAAUUAUUAAUAGCGAACAUCGGGCACCGGACAUUGGAAGACUCUUCUUUGUGGGAAAGUACCGAGAAUCCUCUUGUUAUUGCAUUUUUAAUUAAAAAAAAAAGAAAUUUAGAAAUAAAAUCAUUACCGAAACAUGUUUGGUUGUUUUUUGUUUGUUUGUUUGUUUGUUUGUUUGUUUUCCUUUAAAUCGUUUAUUUGUUUUUGAAGAGUUAUUCUGCCCAAGAGCAAGGUCGACGGAAUGCCCAAGAAGAGACUGAAAGAAGAUUGAGAGAGUUGCGUGACGAGAUGGAGAGAGAGCAUCAACAGGCGUUGCAUGACGAACAAGAACGCGCGAUAAUUGAACACGAAGAACAGAGAGAACAGUUGGAUCGUCAAAGACGUGAGAGGGAGAAAACAGAAAGAAAACAAAGAGAAGAACAAAGGCUACUACAACUUAGACUUGACUUGUUGAAUUACGAUUUUCAUAAGUGCCCCAGAAUCAAGAAAGAAGCUUUUCAGAAUUUGGAGGUAGACGACAUUGAUUUGAUACGCAUUGCUUUGAUUGGACCAACAGGCUCUGGGAAAACAAGCCUUGUGGGCACGCUGCAGCGAGCUAUUGGAGAGAAUCAGACCGCCUUUGAGCAAGGAACAGGAAAAGAAGGCAAUAUUAUUCUUGAAGAAUACUUCGUGCAGAAUAAUAUCCGGAUUGUCCACACCAGAGGAUUUUUUGCGAGAGAUGAAAAGCUUCAAGAUGAGGUGCUUGAUAUUAUGACGGGAAGAAUUCGCCUAGGAGAAGAAAUCAAACGAGACUAUGAUGAUCCUGUGAAACAGUCUGCUGGGGAUGAAUUCCAGGAGCUGAACACAGUGGCAAGAAAAACUGCAGCGUUCUCUAAUUAUAUCCACGCUGUGAUUCUUGUACUGAAAGCCAACGAUCCUCGAUUGGAAGAAGGCAUUUACAGAGGAACGCUUCAGAAUAUCAGGGACCAUUUUCGGACACACGGUAUUUAUCCAGUUACUGUGAUUACCUUCCUGGAUAUGCUUAAAGCUGAAGAAGUCAAAAAGAAAGCUUCUGAAGAGGCGGGCUUGGCGACCGGCGGUCCCGGCGGGAGAACUUACUUCAUCACAAACUACACACACGAAAAUAACAAGACGUCCUUUGCUGUGGAACGAACGGCUCUUGACAUCCUAGAUUCCGCUCUGGUCUCUGCUGAAAGCUUUAUACGAAUCCGUAAACAGCGAGAGAGAAAUCAGAUGGAAAGGGAAGCCAUGGCUGGAGGUAACGUAUAGUGAUUUUCUGCCCAUAAUUCGCAAAGGGAAACUCACCUUAUCCCCUCCGACCCACCUAUCCAUUGUGUUUUGGAAUUAAAUGGCUUUAACGCCACACAAGACACAGAUUGAACCUUAUUGAGACUGCAAAUA